AAAAAAAGAGAAACAAACAACUUUUUAAAAAACAACGGGCCCUUCUCUUUACAUCUGGGGACGGCGCCUAGCCCUUAAAAAAAAAACACCAAACCGCUCCAAACCCCCCAUACAUAAAAUACAAGCGCCCCUCUCUUUUUAAAACAGAAAACAAGGAUGCUAGUCCCUCGGAAGAAGGGGUCUGAGAGAUGAUCCCAAGACGCCCGGUUUCCGAACCGCUGCCUCCUCUCUCUCGAAAAAGAAAAUAAGCUGAAGCAGCAGCAAGAACUUGGUGGGACUUAAAAAUCGGGUGGUGUGUGUGUGUUUUUAAGCACCCCCUCCCUCUUUCUGUCUCUCUCUCUCUCUCUCUGUUUUCCCUUCUCGCCACCCGCCUCGGCUUCCUGUUGGCAUCCACGCGCCGCUUCUCCGCUCUGGUCAAUUUCAUCUGGGUGAUGGAUGAGUUCCAUCCCUUCAUUGAGGCCCUCCUGCCCCACGUGCGAGCUUUUGCGUACACCUGGUUCAACCUCCAGGCCCGGAAGCGCAAGUACUUCAAGAAGCACGAGAAGCGCAUGACCAAGGACGAGGAGCGGGCCGUCAAGGACGAGCUGCUGAACGAGAAGCCGGAGGUCAAGCAGAAGUGGGCCUCCCGCCUCUUGGCCAAGUUGCGGAAGGACAUCCGGCCGGAGUGCCGCGAGGACUUCGUCCUCUCCAUCACGGGGAAGAAGCCCUCCUGCUGCGUCCUCUCGAACCCAGACCAGAAGGGCAAGAUGCGCCGGAUUGACUGCCUCCGCCAGGCCGAUAAAGUCUGGCGGCUGGACCUUGUGAUGGUCAUCCUGUUUAAGGGAAUCCCUUUGGAGAGCACCGACGGGGAGCGCCUGGUGAAGGCCGCCCAGUGCACCAACCCAGUCCUCUGCGUCCAGCCCCACCAUAUCAGUGUGUCGGUCAAGGAGCUUGAUCUCUACUUGGCCUAUUUCGUCCGCGAGAGAGAUUCGGAUCAAAGCAGUAGUCCAAGGACGGGCAUCGCUUCCGAUCAAGAAGACAGUAAACCGAUCAUCACGCUGGAUGCCACCGAUUUCCAAGAGAAUUUUGUCACGUCGGGAGUCUUCAGCGUCACCGAGCUAAUCCAGGUUUCCCGGACACCAGUUGUGACCGGCACAGGGCCAAAUUUCUCCCUCGGCGAGUUGCAGGGGCAUCUUGCCUACGAUUUGAACCCCUCGAGUACGGGGAUGAGGCGGACGCUUCCCAGCACGUCUUCCAGCGGGAGUAAACGGCAUAAGUCCGGGUCCAUAGAGGACGAUUUGGAAGCCAGCCCGGGAGGCGAAUACUAUACAUCCCCGAGUUCCCCCACAAGUAGCAGCCGCAACUGGACAGAAGACAUGGAAGGGGGCAUCUCCCCGACGGUGAAAAAGACAGAAAUGGACAAGUCUCCUUUCAACAGCCCUUCACCGCAGGACACGUCCCCUCGGCUCAGCUUCACCCAGCACCACCGUCCGGUCAUUGCCGUACACAGUGGUAUUGCCCGAAGUCCCCACCCGUCUUCCGCGCUGCACUUCCCCACCACCUCGAUCCUGCCCCAGACAGCGUCCACCUACUUCCCGCACACAGCCAUACGGUACCCGCCUCACCUGAACCCCCAGGAUCCCCUGAAGGACCUCGUCUCGUUGGCCUGCGACCCGUCCAGUCAACAGCCAGGACCGGGGGAAAAUCUUGGCACCUUCCUCAGAAAUGAACUGAAACAAGAGCCUCACCCGUUUGCGUUGGCCUUACUCUGUAAGCACAGCUGUUCACAAUAUGGAGAAGAUCGCGCUCUAUCGGUUGGACAGACUUGGGUUAAAGUCGAACCAGUGUGUGAGGAGGGAAAAGGCAACCCUAACUCAUCUUUGGCAGAGACGAACACACAGGCACUUGAAAGAUUAAAUGGAGGUGGUCAAGUGAAGGUACCUGGGCACUACCUUUCCACCCAGAUGUUGGCGCCGCCACCCCCGGGCAUGCCCCGCCUGGCCAUCUCUCCCGACACCAAAUCUACCACGACCGCGUCCGAGGGAGGGAGCACUUCACCGACGUCUCCCACCUACUCCGCGCCAGGCACACCCCCUGCGAACCGCUUCGUGGGAUUAGCGCCACGCGACCCAGGCAGCAUCUAUCAGGCGCAGUCGUGGUAUCUAGGUUAACCGCAGCUUCCACCUGUACCGACACCUCUUCUUCCUCCUCCUCCCCCCCCCCACCGGGCUUUGGGUUUCAUUUAACGAGAACGCCACAGCCCCCCGACCACCACCCCCCGGCCCGAAUCUUGGUGGCGUCGAGAAGAAAGAAAGGAAAAGGAAGGGCGAGAAGAGAAAACACUGAAGGAUACCCCAAAAGGACAGAGAAGGGGGAGUUACAAAAAAAAUUUUUUGGAGGGGGGGAAGGUUAAAAACAAAGCAAACAAAGUGCCCCACCCACCGACCCAACCGAGCAGCGAACGGCCCCGAUGGAGCGAAACCCGGGUGGCUAAAUGGGGCUUUUUGGCCCGGCAGGGAAGACGACAUCGACCCAUUUGCCUUGGUGGCUCCUGAUCGGCCGAAAUCCCACAUCCAUGGUGGUGGUCUCGAAAAAGGAUGUAUAUGCAAGCUUUCCCAAUCUCAUCUCCCGUGAGUAGAGAAGAGCGAGAGAGGUCGGGGUUCACCAGGUCCCCAGUGGACGCCCCCCCGCUGUUUUCUGUGCCCGAGUCCCUUCCUUCCCCCCCCUCCACCGCAUCUUUGGCGACCAACAGACUGCGCCGUCCGGCUGUCCAAAAACUGAUCACCUGGUUCAGCAGAAGUCUACCUUGAGAUGUAGAGUUAGAAAAAUGCCCUAAGAGGAAGAAAGAGAGAAAUCGAUGUCCAGCACCUUUUAAGCGGUCUCCCUGACCCCCUGGAAAACAAGAAAAUGGUCUACGCUUCGCUUUCUUAAGAGGGGGGCUUUGCUGAACCCGGAUCCUUGCUGACGUAAACGAGACCUCUUGGGUGGGGGAAGCUCCCAUUUUGGGGGGGUUUGUUUGAUUUUUUUUUAAAGCAGAAAUCUUCCUUCUUUCCAGGAAUGUUUUGCACUUUUCAUCUCAAAAGGAUGGGUUCUUCGGAAAGGGGGGAGGAACAGAACCACGGCGGGUUGGGGGGGAGUUCGGCCCAGCGACGGAGGGCUCAGACCACCUCUAAUUAAGGUUCAUUGGCGAAGUGCAAUCCGGGGUCUUGGAAGGAGUUGGUCAGGCGGCGUUCACAUGGAAACUUGAGUUUUGUUGAGUUGGCAUGGACCAAGAAGGGGAGAUUGAGAAUUGGGGGGGAGGGUUGACCAUCCUUUGACGGCGGUGUUGAGGAUCAGUUUGCGAUUAUGCUGCAUUUAAGCAGCAGGGGUCUCCCCCCCCCUCCAUCCGCCAUGCUGUUAACCUUUGCCUUAAAGCUGGGCAGGCUUUCCUUGCUCCGUUGAGUCUGGGUUGCGUAAAGGGGGGAUUAAACUUGGACAGGCGAUGGUGAGGGGCACAGCAUUGACACCCCUCUAAAAAACGUCUUCCUCUCCACCUUUAAACAUCCUUUGAAACACCAGAAGCCAGUUGGGUGAGGAUCUGUGCCAUGGCAUCUCUGAUCGGG
This is a messenger RNA of Pogona vitticeps (central bearded dragon), 3581 nucleotides long. NCBI's taxonomy places the organism in Eukaryota, Metazoa, Chordata, Lepidosauria, Squamata, Agamidae. The record is from RefSeq and is a predicted model, not a curated record.